AUGUGGCGCUUGAUACUAUUAUGCGCAUCCACGUAUGCUUGCUCAUUAUGUCCUCUGCGAGUUCCUCCAAGACCUCGACCACUCGACCAGUUCAAACUGCCUUCAAUCCCCGAUUUGAACUUGGAAACGUUGCCAGAAUUCUGCAAUUUUUCACGACAGCUUGACGUUGAGGAGCAGUGUCGCAAAGGAUUUGAAAAGCUUUUCUGUGCUACUGAUGACUCAUUAGAUUCUCUUAUAUGCAAUGGCCAAUUAGAAAGCCAAAAAAGGUGUUCGAGUUGUGCUCAUAAAUGGGAGCAAAGCAAAUGGGCAAUGACUUGGUGGGAUUCUUUGGGCAAACCCGCUGCAGGAGUAAGCGAUGGGAACUACUAUUGGCUUGGAGACUAUGAACUGUGCUCAAAACUCAGAACGGACGGAAAGUUCGACGGACAGUAUUGUCGAAUAGAGCUGGAAGUUCCUGAUGCUCUAGUAGAAGAAGGCUGCCCACAAACUGAUCCUCUUGCAAUUGUUCUGGGCGCUUGCAUGCCGAGAUCAUGCACCGAUGAACAGCUUCACGGAUUGAUUCAAGACUAUUCGCCUUACAAACUGAUGAUCGAUUGCGAGCUAGACAUUCACUUUUCUACUCCAUCUCUCAUCAUGAUAGCAACGUUAACCGCCUGGGUUGCGCUACAGAUUGCUGUGACCUUCUUCAGCCCAGAAUCAUUGAUAUGGAUGUGCUUCAAUAUUCGAAUAAAUGCAAGGAGAGCACUGUCCACUAAGCGUUCACCAGAGAGCUUGCAUGCCUUACAUGGCCUUGAAUUUAUCACAUUUGUUUGGUUUAUAACAGGAAUGGUCUACAAUCUUAUGCAACCAUACAUAGAAAAUGUCGCCUUCUCAUACGAUUCCAUACCUUAUUUUGCUAUUCAUCUAACCAACAACUACUCUUACCUCGUUGACGGUCUUCUAGCGCUUUCUGCGCUCUACACAACUUAUUUGCUUUAUGGAGAAGUUAUAACGAUCAAAGAUGUGCUACAAACCCUAGCUAAGGCACUAGUAAGAUUUUGGCCAGCAUAUGCAUUCUGUGUUCUGUUUAUGUGGCAUCUAUUCCCUGAGCUGUCCUCCGGUCCUAUGUGGAUUCAUGGCGACACGGUUGAGAGAUGCUCCAGCAGUUGGUGGAAGAAUCUUCUGUUCAUCAGUAAUCUGUACACCCUAAGGGAUACGUGCGUGGACUUUGGGUAUGUUGUGUCUUUGGAAGCACAGUAUUUCGUUCCACUUAUCUUCUUGACCCACCUGGCUCGAUCAAGAUUAUUUACAGCUAAGGUUUUAUCUGUUGUUCUGUUGUCAUUGUCCAUUUCAUUCGCGUUUUAUCGCGCAUUCCUUGGAAAUCUUCCUCCAGCACCGCUGCUUACAGCUGAGCCUAUAGCUCCUGAGCGUAUUGAGCUUAUGCUGAACAACUUGGUGUUAUCUCCAUUGACUAGGGCUUCACCCACAUUGAUUGGAUUUUUGUUUGGUAUUUGUAUGUGGAAUGAGGAUGGCCUCAUUAGCAAAGAUGUACUGAGCAAGUUUUUCAUCAUGAUAAUGACGUCAUUCUCGGCCUUUGCUGGGCUCUUCGUUAUGUUUUCACUGCUUCCAUACGCUACGUAUUCCAUUGGACACCCAGUAUUCUUGGCGUUCUACGCAGCUUUCCACAGACCGCUGUGGGCCACGUCCCUGCUAUCGUUUCUAUAUCUUUCACAUCAUGGAUCAUUCGAAUGGAUUCACGCAAUACUCACUUGGCGAAUAUUCUCACCUCUGUCGAAACUUACAUGGAUUGCAUUAAUCUUAGCCGAGCCAAUCAUACUUUUCUUCUUUUCGGCGUUGAAUCGACCGUCGCAUGCGACGAAUUGGAGUACGAUUUAUGCGGCAAUCUCGGCCAGCACCAUUUCAUACCUUAUGGCUCUUCUAAUCGACAUCUUUCUUACCCGACCGAUUCGAGGACUCUUGGAUAGAGAGGAACUGCACCGGUACACUGUAGCUCAAGCAGAGUAUGAAGCAGCUCAACAAGUAGAAUGAUUGUAUUGCUUAUUGUUUCGUUACAUGGGUCUGAGACCAUAUCUUCCUAAUAAAGAC
Messenger RNA from Cylicocyclus nassatus, 2085 nucleotides. The record is from the annotation of a GenBank genome assembly. NCBI's taxonomy places the organism in Eukaryota, Metazoa, Nematoda, Chromadorea, Rhabditida, Strongylidae.